Molecule: messenger RNA, 1584 nt
Organism: Penicillium daleae
Lineage: Eukaryota; Fungi; Ascomycota; Eurotiomycetes; Eurotiales; Aspergillaceae
Product: general substrate transporter
Exons: 4
Coding region: 1-1584 (527 amino acids)
Biological process (GO): transmembrane transport; carbohydrate transport
Cellular component (GO): membrane
Molecular function (GO): carbohydrate:proton symporter activity
Source: RefSeq, a predicted model, not a curated record
AUGGAAGACCAAACGGAAAAGCUUCACGUGGAACACGAGGAGAAGAUCGACUCCGACUACGGCAAAUCUAAUGCCGACAUCACUCUCGGCACGAGAGGUGUCUGGGAGGGGACACUCGCAGAAGCCCAGGCCGCCAAUGCCCACGAACACUCCCUGACCGUACGCCAAGCUCUCAAGUCGUACCCAUGGGCAGUCAUGUGGGCGUUCACCAUCUCCAUGUCCAUCAUCAUGGAGGGCUACGACACAAUCCUCAUCGGGUCGCUGUACGCAUAUCCUAGCUAUGCCCGCGAGUUUGGCACCGUCGAUGAGAGCACUGGUCUGUAUCAAAUCCCCGCAGCGUGGCAGAGUGCCAUGGGAAGUGGGCCACAGGCCGGUGCCAUCAUUGGCGCUCUGGUCAACGGCUUCGUGAUUGCGCGUUUUGGUUACCGACCGGCUUUCAUCAGUGGCUUGACACUGAUGGCCGCGUUUGUUUUCGUCUCUUUCUUUGGCUUCUCGGUCCGGCUCCAGGCCGUGGGACAGAUCUUAUGCGGUAUCCCUUGGGGUAUCUUUGCCACGAUUGGUCCCGCGUACGCAUCCGAGUUUAUCGGGGCUGGCGUUCUCCAGAGCUUUAUCAACCGGCGAGACGACUGGGCGUGGCGUAUCCCAUUCGCCCUGCAAUGGCUGUGGAUCCCUCUCCUAGCCGUCGCAGCUUUCUUUAUGCCCGAGUCUCCGUGGUACCUCGUCCGACAGGGAAAGUACGCCGAGGCCGAAAAGAGUGUGCUCCGUUUGAUGGCGGAUCAUGAAAAGCCCCAAGCGAGAUCCCUGGUAGCGCUGAUGAUUCACACCAACGACCUCGAGCGUGACAUCUCCGCUGGCACAUCAUACUUGGACUGCUUCAAGUCUACGGACCUACGGCGAACGGAGAUUGCUUGCGUCGCCUUCCUCGGCCAGAUCACCUGCGGCGCCCAAUUCGCCUACUCCGCUACAUACUUCUUCCAGCAAGCCGGUCUGAGCUCCAACGACUCUUACAAAUUGAACCUCGGAGGUACUGGUAUCGCUUUCGUCGGUACCAUUGCUUCGUGGUUCCUGAUGAAGCGUUUCGGCCGUCGAACGCUUUAUCUGACUGGCAUGGGCGGCAUGUGCCUUUGGUUGUUCAUCAUCGGCGGCCUGGCUAUUGACACGAUCAAUCAAUCUGUCAAAUGGGUUCAGUCGGCGCUCUGCAUUAUCUGGCUGUUGACAUUCUCCCUUACGGUUGGACCAGUUGGCUGGGCCAUCCCCGCCGAGAUGUCAUCUACCCGUCUGCGAUCCAAGACUAUUGUGCUUGCCCGAAACACCUACUAUCUCGGACAAAUCGUCGCCAACGUCAUCCAGCCCUACAUGAUGAAUCCCGAGGCGUGGGAUUGGAAAGGAAAAACUGGUUUCUUCUGGUUCGGGUUUGGAUUUCUCACACUGGUUUGGGCUUUCUUCCGCCUGCCCGAAACGAAGGGCCGAAGCUACGAGGAACUCGAUCUCAUGUUUGAAGCCAGACUCGCCACCAGGAAGUUCAAGAAGUACCAUGUGGAUGCGUAUGACAGCAACAGGGAGAAUCGUGUGCAAGAAGUCUGA